Messenger RNA from Sipha flava (yellow sugarcane aphid), 1267 nucleotides. Its product is annotated as serine/threonine-protein phosphatase PP1-gamma catalytic subunit B-like. The transcript is spliced from 6 exons. The record is from RefSeq and is a predicted model, not a curated record. Gene Ontology annotation, molecular function: protein serine/threonine phosphatase activity. Gene Ontology annotation, cellular component: cytoplasm; nucleus. Bases 283 to 1209 code for a protein of 308 amino acids. NCBI's taxonomy places the organism in Eukaryota, Metazoa, Arthropoda, Insecta, Hemiptera, Aphididae.
GUCGCCUCGACAACGUAAACAUUUUUUUUAUUACUCUUGAGCAUAAACGCGGAUUAUCAAUAGCAACGGAUAAACGGCAAAAUAAUAUUUUAUCUCUCACAAAACGCAAAUCGAUUCCAAACAAUGAGUAACAUAUUGAACAUCAGAGACAUUAUAUCGAGAUUGUUGGAAAGUAAGCUAACUGAGUCAAGCCAUUCGUCACUUUCCGGGGUUUUUCCUUAAUCGGCGCUUUUUCGUCCUAGUCGAAACACCAUCUCAGUGUACGAAGGCGGUUGAUUUUCUAUGUUAUUUUCAACAGUGCGUGGUGCUAAAUCCAUAAGGAAUGUGCAGCUUUCCGAAAAUGAAAUUCGAGGUCUGUGCCUGAAAUCUAGAGAAAUAUUUUUAUCACAGCCAAUGCUUUUGGAACUCAGAGCGCCGUUGAAAAUAUGUGGUGAUAUCCAUGGUCAAUAUUCUGAUUUACUACGAUUAUUCGAGUAUGGAAGUUUUCCACCUGAAUCGAAUUACUUAUUUUUGGGUGAUUAUGUGGACCGUGGCAAACAGUCUCUGGAAACGAUUUGUUUGUUGUUAGCAUACAAAAUUAAAUAUCCUCACAAUAUCUUCCUCCUGCGUGGAAAUCAUGAAUGUGCUAGAAUAAACAGGAUAUAUGGAUUUUAUGAUGAAUGCAAGCGUCGAUAUAAUACUAAACUAUGGAGAAUAUUUACGGAUUGUUUUAACUGUUUACCUGUGGCAGCAAUAAUAGAAGAAAAUAUUUUCUGUUGUCACGGUGGUUUAAGUCCCGAUUUGGAAUCAAUGGAACAAAUUAGGCGGAUUCCGAGGCCUACAGAUGUAUCUGACCAAGGUCUAUUAUGUGAUUUACUCUGGUCUGAUCCUGAUAAAGGUAUAAUGGGCUGGGGCAAAAAUGAAGACAGAGGUGUAUCAUUUAAAUUUGGUGCUGAGGUUGUGACUAAAUUCUUGAUUAAACAUGACUUUGACCUUAUAUGCAGAGCUCAUCAGGUUGUUGAGGAUGGUUACGAGUUCUUUGCCAAGAGGCAGCUAGUCACAAUAUUUUCAGCUCCAAAUUACUGUGGGGUAUUUGACAAUGCUGCAGCAAUGAUAUCUGUUGAUGAAACAUUGAUGUGCUCAUUCGAGAUCUUAAAACCAGCCAACAAACGAAAGUACACGUAUAGAGGUUUAUCAUCUUACAAACCAGUUUUACCACCCAGAGACUGACAAAAAAAAAAAAAUUCAUCUUGAUGCAAUGUAAAUGAUCAUGUCUUGAUAUGCAAAA